Messenger RNA from Acanthosepion pharaonis, 1680 nucleotides. Lineage: Eukaryota; Metazoa; Mollusca; Cephalopoda; Sepiida; Sepiidae. The record is from the annotation of a GenBank genome assembly.
AUGCUUUUUGGCAAAAAAAACUUCUUUUUUGUGCUUUCCUCUAUUUCCUUAUAUCCCCUCCCUUUAACUUCUUCCUUUCUCUCACAUCUAUCCCUCCUUUCUUCCCUCAGUAUCUCCUCCAUUAUCUCUCUAUUUUUUCCUCUUCUACCUCUCUUUUUCUUUCCUUUUAUUCUCCUCUAUCUCUCUGACCUACCUCUCUUUCUUUAUCCCUUCACUUUUUAUCUCUCUUCUGUGCCCCAUCUCUCUUUUACUUCUCCUUCUGUAUCCCUCCAUUCUUCUCUCACUCCCACUUCUCUUUUUUAUGCUCCCACUCACUUCUCUUUCAACCCUACUUCUCCUCCUCUAUUCCUCCAUUCUUCUCUCACUCAUCACUCCAAUUUUAUCCCUCCAUUUUUUUCCUUUCUCUCUGUCCACCUCUUUUUCUCUAUUGCUUCUUUCUUCUUUCUCCCAUCUCUCCUUUUUCUUUCCCUCCCUUUUUCUCUCUUUUCAUUCUUCUCCCCUGCCCUCAGAAUUCCUCUUUCUCCCACCUCUGUAUCCCUUCAUUCCCAUCUUUCCCCCUUUAUCCUUGCAAUCUUCUUUCUCUCCCACCUCGCCUUCUCUUCUAUCCCACCAUGCAUCUUUCACUCUCAAAAUCCUCCUUCUCUAACUUCUCCUAUCACUCCAUUAUCUUCUCUCUCUUCCUCUUUCCCACUAUUUUCUCCCUCCUCCCUAUACUCCUCUGUCUCCAUUCUUCUUUUCUCUCUCUUCCACUUCUUCUUUACUAUCACUCCAUUCUUUUCUCUUUUUUCCUUCCUCUUCCCCUCCAGUUUUUUCACUCUCAAUCUAUCCUUCUCUAUGCCUCAAUUCUCCUCUAUCAUGCCAUUUUUUUCUCUCUUUUCCUGUAUCGCUCCAGUUUCUCUCUCACUCUCCUCCUAUUCAAUCCCUCAAUGUUUCUCUCCCCAGCUAUACUUCCAUAUUCCUCCAUUCUUCCCUCUCUCAAUUCUUCUUCUUCUUUAUCCCUACAUUCUCUGCUCUUUCUUCCUCUAUCCCUCCUGUCUUUUCUCUCCCGAAUUAUCCUUCAUUAUACCUUCAUUCUUACAUUCUUCUCUCUCUACCACUCCAGUCAUUUCUCUUUACCUCCAGUUUCUCUCUCCCUCCUCCUUCUAUUCACUCCCUCCAUUCUUCUCUCUCUCAAUUCUUUUUCUUCAUCUCUCCAUUCUUCUCUCUAUUCCACUUCUCCUUCUCUAUCACUCCAUUAAUUUCUCUUUCCCUCUAUCUUUCCCUCUCCUCAACUCCUAUUCAAUCCCUCUAAUCUCUCUCUCAAUUCUUCAUCUCUUCUAUAUUUUUCUCUCUCUUCCACUUCUCCUUCUCUAUCACUCCAUUCUUUUCUUUAUCCCUCUAUCUCUCUAUUCUUCUUCUUUAUCAUUAUAUUUUUCUCUCUCUUCCACUUCUCUUUCUCUAUCACUCCAUUCUUUUCUAUUUUUCUCUGUGCUCCACCUCUUGUUCCAUUCUUUUCUUCCAUUGAGUCUUUUCCAGUUUUCUUUAUCUGUGAUUUCAUUCUUGCCACAAAGCCAGUGGUCACCUCUGAUUGACUGUUUUUUUUUCUUUUCUAUGAAAUACUUAUCCCCUGGGACUUUGGCAUUUUUUUUCUCUCUGAAUUUGGUGUAUUUUAUUUUUUCCCUCUGUUUUGAGCUCAACUAA